AGACCAGCCUGCGGGGACGGGCCGGCCGCGGCCACCGCGGUGUGAGCGCCCUUCAGGCUCGCCUCGGCGUCCCGCAGACCCCGUGCCAGUACAAGAGGGAGCUGCCUCCUGCGAGGCCGCCGUGCUCUCGAGAGAGAUACAGUGAGAGAGGGAACACAAGCUGGGGGAGUGGGAGAAGGAGAAGCAGGCUUCCCGCUGAGCAGGAAGCCCAAUGCAGGGCUCGAUGCGGGGCUCGAUGCGGGGCUCGAUCCCAGGACCCCAGGAUCAUGACCUGAGCUGAAGGCAGAUGCUUAACGACUGAGCCACCCAGGUUUAAAUGUAAUACUGGAUAUUUAUUUCUUUUAAGAGAAGAAAAUUGUCUUCAGGAGAAUGAUUGUUAACUGCACAUAUAGCACCCAGUAACAUGAUGCCCAGCGGCUGGAUGCUGAAGAAGAUUGCUCUGUUAAUACAACAAGCUGUAAAGCCAUAAUGUGGCAUACCAUCCUGUUUGAGAGGUGAACAUUGUUGAAUAAAAAUGGCUGACAGAAGUGGGAAGAUUAUUCCAGGACAAGUGUAUAUUGAAGUGGAAUAUGAUUAUGAAUAUGAAGCCAAGGACAGAAAGAUUGUGAUAAAACAAGGGGAACGAUACAUCUUGGUGAAAAAGACCAAUGAUGACUGGUGGCAAGUCAAACCAGAUGAGAACUCCAAGGCGUUCUAUGUGCCAGCCCAGUAUGUUAAGGAGGUCACCCGCAAAGCUCUCAUGCCCCCUGUUAAACAAGCAGUUGGACCACCGAAUAAUUCUAUGAAAAUGAUACAGAGUCUCCAUCUUCAGAGGUCAACAGAAAAUGUGAACAAGUUGCCUGAGCUUUCAAGUUUUGGAAAGCCAUCAUCAUCUGUUCAAGGACCGGGUCUUAUUCGUGAUGCAAAUCAGAAUUUUGGACCCAACUAUAAUCCAGGUCAGACUGUGAACCUAAGCCUGGACCUGACCCAUAAUAACGGAAAGUUUAACAGUGACUCACAUUCUCCUAAAGUUUCUGGCCAGAAUAGGACGCACUUAUUUGGUCACUUUCCCGGCCCGGAGUUCUUGGAUGUAGAGAAAACUAGCUUCUCCCAGGAACAGUCUUGUGAUUCAGCAGGAGAAGGCUCGGAAAGAGUACAUCAGGAUUCUGAGUCUGGCGAUGAACUUAGCAGCAGCUCCACUGAACAGAUAAGGGCAACAACACCUCCAAAUCAAGGACGUCCAGAUUCUCCUGUCUACGCUAAUCUACAAGAACUGAAAAUAUCCCAGUCUGCUCUUCCCCCACUUCCUGGGAGCCCAGCAAUUCAGAUUAAUGGAGAAUGGGAAACUCAUAAAGAUAGUUCAGGGCGUUGUUACUACUAUAACAGAGGAACCCAGGAAAGAACCUGGAAACCACCUCGUUGGACUCGGGAUACAGGCAUAAGCAAAGGAGAUUUCCAGAGUCCAGGAGACCAAGAGCUUUCAUCAGAAGAAAACUACCACAACAUUUGUUACAGCCAGUCAGAUAGUCAGUGUGGUUCUCCUCCAAGGGGUUGGUCAGAAGAGUUGGAUGAACGUGGGCAUACCUUAUAUACCAGUGACUAUACUAAUGAAAAGUGGCUCAAGCAUGUUGAUGAUCAAGGUAGACAAUAUUACUACAGUGCAGAUGGAUCUCGUUCGGAAUGGGAAUUGCCGAAGUAUAAUGCUUCAUCCCAGCAGCAAAGAGAAAUAAUUAAAAGUAGGAGCCUGGACAGGCGGCUGCAAGAACCAAUUGUAUUAACAAAGUGGAGACAUAGCACCAUUGUGUUGGACACCAAUGACAAGGAAUCUCCAACUGCCUCAAAACCCUGCUUUCCUGAAAAUGAAUCUUCUCCCUCUUCACCAAAGCACCAAGAUACAGGUCAAGAAAAAUAUGGAUUACUAAAUGUAACAAAAAUUACUGAAAAUGGGAAAAAGGUUCGAAAGAACUGGUUGUCUUCUUGGGCCGUGUUGCAAGGUUCAUCUUUACUCUUUACCAAAACUCAAGGAAGCAGCACAAGUUGGUUUGGGAGUAAUCAGUCCAAGCCAGAGUUCACAGUGGACCUAAAGGGGGCGACGGUGGAGAUGGCUUCGAAGGAUAAAUCCAGCAAAAAGAAUGUGUUUGAGCUGAAAACCCGUCAAGGAACAGAACUGCUAAUUCAGUCUGAUAAUGACACUGUUAUUAAUGAUUGGUUUAAAGUUCUUAGUAGUACUAUCAAUAAUCAGACAGUAGAAACUGAUGAAGCUAUUGAAGAAGAGAUACCAGAUUCCCCAGGAAUAGAAAAGCAUGAUAAAGAGAAGGACCAUAAGGAUCUUAAGAAACUUCGUUCCACAAAAGUGUCUAGCAUAGAUUCUUCAGAACAGAAAAAAACCAAGAAAAACCUAAAGAAGUUUCUUACACGGCGCCCCACUUUGCAAGCUGUUCGUGAAAAAGGUUAUAUUAAAGAUCAGGUAUUUGGAGCCAAUCUUGCUAAUCUUUGUCAGAGAGAAAAUGGCACAGUGCCAAAAUUUGUGAAGUUAUGCAUUGAACAUGUUGAAGCAUAUGGUUUGGAUGUUGAUGGGAUAUACAGAGUAAGUGGCAACCUUGCAGUGAUCCAGAAACUGAGAUUUGCAGUCAAUCAUGAUGAGAAAUUGGAUUUGAAUGAUAGUAAAUGGGAAGAUAUUCAUGUUAUUACUGGAGCACUCAAAAUGUUUUUUCGAGAAUUACCAGAACCUCUUUUUACAUUUAACCAUUUUAAUGAUUUUGUUAAUGCAAUUAAACAAGAACCAAGACAGCGAGUCGCUGCUGUUAAGGACCUAAUCAGACAGUUGCCAAAGCCAAAUCAAGAUACAAUGCAGAUUCUUUUUAGACAUCUCAAAAGAGUUAUAGAAAAUGGAGAAAAAAACCGAAUGACCUAUCAGAGUAUAGCAAUUGUGUUUGGUCCCACUCUGUUGAAGCCAGAGAAGGAGACUGGUAAUAUAGCAGUUCAUACUGUCUACCAAAAUCAGAUUGUAGAAUUAAUUCUACUGGAAAUAAAUUCCAUCUUCGGGCGUUGAUUCUUAUUGAAGACAGGCUGUGGACUAUUGAAGCCGGAUUCCAUCAGAUUUCAAAUCCUUAUACCUGAUGUAUUUUAUUUUUGGACCAAGCAGUGACUCUUUGAUUUUGCACUUUUUUGAGGGAUCAGAAGGGAAUGGGGGAGUCAAGAUGUGUGUUAGGCCCUCAUAUUUGCUGCUUUGUUGCAAGUUGAUAUAGCUGUGUGUAAUUUUGAAUUAAUUUUAUCCUGAAUGUUUGCAUUUCAUACUCUGAAUUUCAGUAAAAAUCAAAACUUGUAACCAGUCGUAUACACUGGAUAAUUUGGUAAGAAAACUACAUUUUUUUUUCUCAAACUGGAUAAUGUAGAAUUUCUUCUCAUGAUUCAUUAGAUUCAUCACUUGAUAGAACAGUACUCACUAUCAGUUAUUUUGAAGACGCUCUUGGGCAUUCUAAACAAAAUGAAGUAUAUCCUUUUUGAAACCUGUGUAUUUAUUUUUCAGGGUUUCUGCAUGCAGUGGCAGUCUUAAGUUCUACAGUUCAUUCUAACCCAGAGGUAAUCCCUCGGCGAAGGCUUGCCGCCUUCCCUGUGUUGCACACCAUCCUUAUUGGAUGGAUGUCUUAGUCGCUUGUUGGGCAGCACGCUAAUAUUACUUAACACACUGUGAUAUACUGGAGUUUAGUUUAGCAUAAGUCAGUUCAGGGUAUUUUGGGGCUGUCUGUGCUACGCUGAUUUGUAGCUAAGAAUCCUGAUUAUAUCUAGUGCCAUACUGAGUUCUUGGUAUGACCCUGUGGAAACAGACAUUAUUUGAUGUAAAUAUAAGCUAAAGACUUAAUGUCCUUUAGCUUAUGUAUAUAAUUUUGUUGUAUAGUCUCAGAGUAUAUUCUAACCUGACAUUUCUAAUCAUGAUAUUGGUAAUCUUUUCCGUGAAUAUUAGGUUUCCUCCAGAAAUGGGCUGUUAUUUGAGAAACUUAACUGUGUGCACUUUUAGAUUUUAAUUACAUUUACAGGCAAAUCACUGUAAUGCAAAUGGUACUGGAAAAAUACUGAAUAGACUUGCUAAAUGGUAAAUGCACUACAAGAGGAAUCUUUUAGAUAAUUUAAUAUGUACAGAAUACAUUAGAAAAAAAUUUAUUACAGAAUUCUAACUGCAGUAUGAAUAGUGGAAACCCAUAUGUAAAUUAGAUGGAUGUCAGAUGGAAAAUGACAUUGCUAAAUUUGAGAAUUUCUUUUUACAUUACUAAUGUAGAUUGAUUUGUAUAAUAAAACAGGGUUUGGAAGGUUUUGUUACAGAGAGCAUGGUCUGUUGAAGAUAUUUUAAGAUGUAUUUUUCUAGAUUAACUGAUGUAUAUGAAAUGUCUAAUCCAAAUAAAGAAAACUGUAAGAGGUUUAGAGAUUUUCCAUUGGAAAUGUGCAUUUUGGUUUUCAAUUUUUUUCUUGUUUUUGCAUUUACUGGCAUGCUCUUAUACCUCAUUUUUAAAAAAUCAACUGAAUCCAAUAUUUCCUGUGGUAAAUAUAUUUUCCUCAUUUUUUCCACACCUUUUCUACUCCCUGCCAUGCCAACACCUCCUCCACUCUCCCCUCUCCAAUUUUCACUUCUUCAUCAAUAUUUGAAAGUGAAUGAUUUGUGACCAAGACUCCUUUUCUUAGAAUUGCAUUUGUAAUUUACAGAUUGCCUUCCUUGGGAACAAAUAGUUUUUGUACAAUUCAAAAAUCUCUCACCUGAGUUUUGUGGUAAAAAUAUUGUUUGUUGUUGUGGUCUUGUUAAAUUGGUAACAAACCAAGCUACUUGAUAGCUAUGGAAAGCAGAUUGUUUUGGGCAAGGAUAAAAAGCCCCAAAAUGAGAAUGUUUGUAUUUGUCUAACAAUGUCCUGAACAAUACAGUAUGCUUUAGAACUGGCCUAUAUAGUGAUUGUAUGCCAGCAAAACCAUUAGACUCAAACCAGUGAUGCUCUUUCUCUUCGUAGCUGUGGACAUAACAAAGAUUAAAAUUGUCCUGUGUUUCUUGUUUCAAAGUACAUGUGUAUGUGGAGUCUUAAAUGUUUUAUUAGUCUACAGCUAAUUAGUUUAUUGUAAUAUUGUAUGUACAGUGAGAUCAAUGUCUUGUGUUUUCAUCUUUUGUGAAUUAAAAAUUCUCACUUUUUUUUUUUUUUGUAAUAACAAAACCAGUAAUAUUUUCCUGUCUUGACAACUUGGUUUUUAGUAGAAAAUAUAUUAAAGGCUGAAAUAAAUUGUCAGUGGAAUUUCA
Messenger RNA from Mirounga angustirostris (Northern elephant seal), 5254 nucleotides. RefSeq names its product Rho GTPase activating protein 12 (gene ARHGAP12). NCBI's taxonomy places the organism in Eukaryota, Metazoa, Chordata, Mammalia, Carnivora, Phocidae. Gene Ontology annotation, cellular component: cytoplasm. Bases 515 to 3031 code for a protein of 838 amino acids. Gene Ontology annotation, biological process: regulation of GTPase activity; signal transduction. The record is from RefSeq and is a predicted model, not a curated record. Gene Ontology annotation, molecular function: protein binding. The transcript is spliced from 21 exons.